Gambusia affinis (western mosquitofish) is the source of this 3463-nucleotide messenger RNA. RefSeq names its product pellino E3 ubiquitin protein ligase 1b (gene peli1b). The record is from RefSeq and is a predicted model, not a curated record. The transcript is spliced from 7 exons. Bases 489 to 1769 code for a protein of 426 amino acids. Gene Ontology annotation, biological process: regulation of Toll signaling pathway; protein K48-linked ubiquitination. Lineage: Eukaryota; Metazoa; Chordata; Actinopteri; Cyprinodontiformes; Poeciliidae. Gene Ontology annotation, molecular function: ubiquitin protein ligase activity; protein binding.
CGUUGAGAUGCUCACAACAAAGGACAGCGCAACACGGAGAGGCUGCUCUCUAACAUAACCCACCGUGGCUACAAAUUUCUUUAAGCAUUCAGUCAUCUUACCGCGAAGAGAAACGAGACAAUAUAAAAAUUUCUCAUUGUCUUCCGAUAUAUAUGUAUUUUUUAAAAUUAUUUUAUUGCGUGCUUUAAUUUCUGGUCCACGAGCUCAGACGCGAAGAAAUUAAUGUGAAAUUUCCUUCGGAGCACCACAAGACACUGAGCGAGGACUUCAUCAUCUGUAUCGCAGGCAGGACAGGCGGCGCUGCGACGCACGAACACAUGGAGCAUGAGAGGCUGGAGCUGAGGAUCAGCUGACCCCUCUCCCCUUCUCCAUCUCCUCCUCACCCCUCGAUCGGCGUCGCCUUCUUUUCCUCCUCACCCCGUCCCGCCUCACCCUGUUGGAUCCCGUCCGACCUCCCCCCCCCUGCAAGCCUCAGUCAGCAGGGCCCGAUGUAUUCCCCGGAGCAGGAAAACAUCUCCACCACCUCGUCCACCAAAGUGCCAGUGAAGUACGGGGAGCUCAUUGUGCUCGGGUACAAUGGUUCUCUGCCCAACGGGGACAGAGGUCGACGUAAAAGCCGCUUUGCCCUUUACAAGAGGCCUAAAGCAAACGGGGUGAAGCCCAGCACAGUUCAUGUCGCCUGCUCUCCACAGGCAGCCAAGGCCAUAAGCAACAAAGACCAGCACAGCAUCUCUUACACUCUGUCCCGAGCCCAGACGGUGGUGGUGGAGUACACUCACGACAGCAAUACUGAUAUGUUCCAGAUCGGCCGAUCCACAGAGAGUCCGAUAGACUUCGUGGUGACGGACACAGUGGCCGGCAGCCAGAGCAACUCGGACACUCAGUCGGUCCAGAGCACCAUCUCCCGCUUCGCAUGCCGCAUCAUGUGCCAGCGCACGCCGCCUUACACAGCCCGUAUCUAUGCCGCGGGCUUCGACUCCUCAAAGAACAUAUUCCUAGGGGAGAAAGCGGCGAAGUGGAAGACGUCCGACGGACAGAUGGACGGGUUGACCACCAACGGCGUCCUGGUGAUGCACCCUCGCCACGGCUUCAUGCAGGACUCCAAACCGGGAGUGUGGAGGGAGAUCUCGGUCUGUGGGAACGUCUUCACCCUGCGAGAGACCCGCUCAGCGCAGCAGCGGGGCAAAAUGGUGGAGACCGAGACCCAGGAGCUCGUUGACGGCUCGCUCAUCGACCUCUGCGGCGCCACCCUGCUGUGGCGCACGGCUGAGGGCCUCUCCCGCACCCCCACCCUCAAACACCUUGAGGCGCUGCGGCAGGAGAUCAACGCGGCCCGCCCGCAGUGCCCCGUGGGAUUCAACACGCUGGCCUUCCCCUCCAUGCGCCGCAAAGACACGCCCGACGAGAAGCAGCCCUGGGUCUACCUGCAGUGCGGCCACGUGCAUGGCUACCACAACUGGGGGAACCACCGUGAGGAGAGGGAGGGACGGGAGGGCCGGCUGCGGGAGUGCCCCAUGUGCCGGGCGAAGGGCCCCUACGUGCCGCUGUGGCUGGGCUGCGAGGCGGGCUUCUACGUCGAUGCCGCUCCGCCCACACACACCUUCAGCCCCUGCGGACACGUCUGCUCGGAGAAAACGGCAACCUUCUGGAGCCAGAUCCCGCUCCCGCACGGCACCCACACCUUCCACGCCGCCUGUCCUUUCUGCGCCCAGCAGCUGAGCGGUGAGCAGGGCUACAUCAGACUCAUCUUCCAGGGACCCCUGGACUAGCAACGGAGGAUCCGGAUGGGACGAAAGUUCCCUACUGAUGUUUUUCUCUCUGGACCUUUUGCCUCUGUCUCCUUUUUAAGUGACCUUUGUAUUGCUUUUUUUCAUGAAUGACAAACAGAUUUCUAUAUUUUCAUGAAACCAGAGACACAAAAAAUCAAACAAAGAACACUGCUGGGUAAACUUUGUGUCUUGGGGAGAACUUUCAACAGUAUUUAUCUGACGUACUGACACGUUAGCGGUUUUUAUUCAUGUAUUUGUUGCAAUACACAUGUACAUCUCUCAGAGCUUAUUUAAAGAAAUGUGUUUAUUUAUGACCCAGGAUGUUGCUUCAACCUUUAUCCCUCAUCCAUACGGAAUUUUCUUUGAAAAUCCAGCGUAUUUGUUAAUCAGACAUGAAGUUUUGAGCGUGUUUUCCGUGUUUUCUCUCUCUCUGUCUAUAUUCACCUGUCGAAGCCAUUCAAUGUAUUUACACACCUUGUGUCCUGGUGUUCCCUCUCAUAGGUUACCUACUCAGACGUUUCACUUUCAGAGCAAUAGAAACCUCCUCAAGCAUUAAACGGAGGCGUGUUUUCUGACGCCUGCUCGGCCGCCGCCCUCCCUUUAACGAGUGACUCCGUCCCGAUCACCUGUUAGCCAUAAAAUAACAACAACAAAAAAAACGCAAUUAUGUAGCGGUGGACUCGCACUCUCAGCUGAACUGUUGUUUGUUAUUAUUUUUUUUUAUUUUAAACAUAGAGGAGCUCCCAGACAGAAACUCGUGGUACUAAUGUGUAACAGAUGUGGACAACGACUUAAUUCAUUCUGCGUGGCUGCUGGGAUGUUAGUGAAGGUCUGUGUCUCAAAUUGCUUCUUGGUGCCUCCAAGAGUAACAGUGCCCUCUGCUGGUGGCUUUUGAAACACGCACACACACACACACACACACACACAGAGGGCCCUGAAUGGGGCUUGCCUUUGUAUUGAAGCAAACUGAGGCAAUUUAUAGUCAUUUUCUCCGACAUUUGGUUCAGAGAUGCACCAAUCAGACUCAUGUUGGUUGAUACCGAGUCUGAUCUCCCUACUUGACAGGCUGUAUUUUAUUUUAUUUUUUUAAAGUACCCCAUAUCGUUUGAUUGCGGCCAACAGAAAAUUACCAGAUUGUUCCUACAUAUCCGUUAAAGUGCAGUGUUUAGCGGAGUGAUUGUAAACUGAAAAGGUGCAUCAAGUUCUUCUCUGUAGCUGUUACAUUUAUAGACUAAAAUGGCUUCUUAAUUUUAAAACACUUCAAAAAAGAGGAAAAGCAAUUUUUCACUGUCUGAACUACUGAUCACCGAUCAGAACUGAUCAGAGAAAAAUCUUCCAAUUCCGAUCUCUGGCUAACUGAUCGGCGCAUUUCUACUUUGAUUGAAUGAUCACAGCACAGAGGAUUUGACUCAUCUGAAUCGUGGGCCGCAGCUGCCCCGGGUAGAGACGUGCGUUGAUUUAUUAUUUUUUUCCCCAGGUCUUUGUGACAAUUUGUGCUUUUCAAAUAUCGUCUUCGUGUAAUUUUCUACAAGGCAGAGAUUAUCAGGGCUGCCUGUUCUUUUCUUUUCACUAAAACGGUUCUCCUAAACGCUUAACGAGAACAACAAUGCAUUUUUAUUUCUUUAUUUUUCUAGAUCAAGACGAUAUGAGAUACUCCACAUAUAACGUGAUUUAGUAAAAAAAAUAAAAUAAAA